GUCCCCGGCGGCGGCGGUGGGAUGGCGGCCGAGGGGAAGGUGACGGGGCAGAGCCAGGAACAGUUCCUGCUGCUGGCCAAGGCUGCCCGCGGCGCCGCGCUCGCCAGUCUCAUCCACCAGGUGCUGGAGGCCCCGGGCAUCUACGUCUUCGGGGAGCUGCUGGACAUGCCGGCCGUCCGCGAGCUGGCCGAUUCCGAGUUCUCUCCCGUCUUCCACCUGCUCACCAUCUUCGCCUAUGGCACCUACGCCGACUACCUGGCUGAAGCAGCAAACCUGCCUCCCUUGACAGAGGCUCAGAAGAACAAACUGAGGCACCUGUCAGUCGUCACUCUGGCUGCCAAGAUCAAGUGCAUCCCCUAUUCGGUGUUGCUGGAGCAGUUACAGCUGAAGAAUGUCCGGCAACUGGAGGACCUCGUGAUCGAGGCGGUGUAUGCAGAUGUGCUGCGAGGGAGCUUGGAUCAGCGGAACCAGCGCCUGGAGGUGGAUUACAGCAUUGGGAGGGACAUCCGGAGGGAGGAGCUAAGCACCAUCACCCGCACAUUGCAGGAGUGGUGCCAGGGCUGUGAAGUUGUCUUGUCUGGCAUUGAAGAACAGGUUAGCCGAGCCAACCAACACAAAGAACAACAGCUGGCACUUAAGCAGCAGAUAGAGAGUGAGGUGGCAAAUCUGAAGAAAACAAUUAAAGUGACAACAGCAGCUGCUGCAGCAGCCACAUCUCAAGACCCGGAACAGCACCUCACAGAGCUCAGGGAACCUGCCCCUGGCACCAACCAGCGCCAGACCAGCAAGAAGACUUCCAAAGCCAAAGGGCUCCGGGGCAGCGCGAAGAUUUGGUCUAAAUCAAACUAGUUGGAUCUCCCUUCACAGGUCGGAGGGUGAGAGGAAGAGACUUGGGACUCUUGCUACCCCUCCACCUCCUAAGUGGGAUGCUUCUGAGCUCGUUUCUGAGAUCUGUCUUGCCAACUAAUUUUCCUGCAUGUUCUCUUUUCUGUCUUCUUUACUUCCUUUCUGGGCAGUGCUUCCCACCUUUUAAUCAUGUCACACUCUAAGCUUCCAGUUGAAUGCGUUAGUGUUUCCUCUACCCCUCAAGGUUCCAUCACCACAAUCACAUUUCUUUCUUUAUCCCUGUCUUUUGGCAGGUAAAUUUAAAGAGUCAUAAAAGUCUGUCUGUCACCUUUGCAUCUGUAGGGCAUCACAGAAGCUUGGAAAGAGUGCAGUGGUGCUUAGCAAUCAUUUUGGCUCUCUGAGACCCCUGGGACACCUUGUUCCAGGAUGCAGCUGCCAUCUCUGAUUGUUUAAUCUUUGUUUUGCUAGGUGGGAGGGUAGUUUUUGAAGGGAUUCUUUUAAAAGAAUAUAAAUAUAUUAUAAAUAUAUAUAAACAAUAAAAAUAUAGAUCUAUGGACAUAUCUA
Molecule: messenger RNA, 1410 nt
Organism: Centrocercus urophasianus (Greater sage-grouse)
Lineage: Eukaryota; Metazoa; Chordata; Aves; Galliformes; Phasianidae
Gene: COPS7A
Product: COP9 signalosome subunit 7A
Exons: 7
Coding region: 22-849 (275 amino acids)
Biological process (GO): COP9 signalosome assembly
Cellular component (GO): COP9 signalosome
Source: RefSeq, a predicted model, not a curated record